Messenger RNA from Miscanthus lutarioriparius, 1689 nucleotides. Lineage: Eukaryota; Viridiplantae; Streptophyta; Magnoliopsida; Poales; Poaceae. The record is from the annotation of a GenBank genome assembly.
AUGGCUGCGAGCACCGCGGCGGCGCCGGCGCCAUGCUACGACGCGCCGGAGGGCGUGGACGUCCGGGGCCGGUACGACCGGGAGUUCGCGUCCAUCCUCACCCGCGACGCGCUGGCCUUCGUGGCCGGCCUGCAGCGCGAGUUCUGCGGCGCCGUCCGCUACGCCAUGGAGCAGCGGCGGGAGGCCCAGCGGCGGUACGACGCCGGCGAGCUGCCGCGGUUCGACCCGGCCACGAGGCUCGUGCGCGACAGGGACUGGACGUGCGCGCCCGUGCCGCCGGCCGUGGCCGACCGCACCGUGGAGAUCACGGGCCCCGCCGAGCCGCGGAAGAUGGUCAUCAACGCGCUCAACUCCGGCGCCAAGGUCUUCAUGGCUGACUUUGAGGACGCGCUGUCGCCGACGUGGGAGAACCUAAUGCACGGGCAGGUCAACCUGCGGGACGCCGUGGCUGGCACCAUCAGCUUCCGCGACACGGCGCGCGGGCGGGAGUACAAGCUCAACGACCGAACCGCCAAGCUCUUCGUCCGCCCCCGCGGCUGGCACCUCCCCGAGGCGCACAUCCUCAUCGACGGCGAGCCGGCCAUCGGCUGCCUCGUCGACUUCGGCGUCUACUUCUUCCACAACCACGCUGCCUUCCACGCCGGCCAGGGCGCCGGCUUCGGCCCAUUCUUUUACCUGCCCAAGAUGGAGCACUCCAGGGAAGCGAGGAUUUGGAACCGGGUGUUCCAGAGAGCCGAGAAAGCUGCUGGGAUCGAGCCGGGGAGCAUCCGGGCGACGGUGCUGGUGGAGACGUUGCCGGCGGUCUUCCAGAUGAACGAGAUCCUGCACGAGCUGCGCGAACACUCGGCGGGGCUCAACUGCGGCCGCUGGGACUACAUCUUCAGCUACGUAAAGACGUUCCGCGCCCACCCGGACCGCCUCCUCCCCGACCGCGCCCUCGUCGGCCUGGCCCAGAACUUCAUGCGCUCCUACUCCCACCUCCUCAUCCACACCUGCCACCGCCGCGGCGUCCACGCCAUGGGCGGCAUGGCAGCUCAGAUUCUGAUCAAGGACGACGCGGCGGCGAACGAGGCGGCGCUGGAGCUGGUGCGCAAGGACAAGCUGAGGGAGGUGCGCGCGGGGCACGACGGCACGUGGGCGGCGCACCCGGGGCUCAUCCCGGCGAUCCGGGAGGUCUUCGAGGGCCACCUCGGCGGGAGGCCGAACCAGAUCGGCGACGCCGCGGGGCACGAGGGCGCCAGCGUCAGAGAGGAGGACCUCAUCCAGCCGCCGCGGGGCGCGCGCACCGUGGACGGCCUGCGGCUCAACGUCCGCGUGGGCGUGCAGUACCUCGCGGCGUGGCUGGCUGGCUCCGGCUCCGUCCCGCUGUACAACCUGAUGGAGGAGGCGGCCACCGCCGAGAUCAGCCGCGUCCAGAACUGGCAGUGGCUGCGCCACGGCGCGGCGCUGGACGCUGGCGGCGUGGAGGUGCGCGCGACGCCCGAGCUGCUCGCACGCGUCGUCGAGGAGGAGAUGGCCAGGGUCGAGGCGGAGGUCGGCCACGAGAGGUUCCGAAAGGGGCGGUAUGCGGAGGCAGGCUGGAUCUUCAGCCGGCAGUGCACCACGCCAGAGCUGGACGACUUCCUCACGCUCGACGCGUACAACCUCAUCGUGGCGCACCAUCCAGGUGCUUCACCGUGCAAGCUCUGA